UUUCAAAGAUGUUCUCUAGUCUUGUAGGCAAGAGCAAGAAGCUCUUCAAGAAUUCAAAGAAGUUUAUUGAAGAAAAGACAGUCUCAGCAGUCGAGUACAGCACCAAAAAGAUCAGCAAAAAGUACCAGGAAUACAAGGACAAGCAUCCUGAGAAAAUAAGUAACGAAGAGGCUCUGAUCAGGCUAAAUUUAAUCCAUGAAAACACAUCUAUGUUCCCUGAGUUUGAAAAAGACAGUUUUAGGUACUUUUUCCCCAAAAAUAGCUCAGAAGGGUGAAAAAAAUCGUCUAAGGAAAAUACCGAUCAAGAUGAAAGUAAGGAAGAUAUUGAGGAAGCUUCACCCAUGGUCGACUAUAUCUUCGUAAUUGGGUUUGAUCACAAGGUUGGAUCUAUCAUUGAGUAUUUCCACCCAGAGCCUGACCCUGCCGUGCUCAAUGAGGGGUCAAAGAAGUCCCUCACAUUUAUUGGGCUUCCUGACGGAAGUCAUGCAACAGAGAGUGAUUACAGCUUCUUCAUUUUCCCUGAUGUUCAAGGCAACUUAUACUACGGAGUCUCUUGCUUUAGGCAAAUAAAAAGCUCUGAGCUUGAGGUCAAGGACGAAAGUGUGUCCCGGUCCUUUGUCCAAAAGUCAGUCUGCGUGUUGUCGAGGACACCUAUAUUUGGAACCAUCAUGAUCAAGCUCUUGCCCACCACUGAGGCAUUUUUCAACCAGAAGAACUUCACUGAUACCAAAAUUUUGGAAGAAUUCUUCUUAAGCGCAAAUUCUGUCGGUUGCAAAAUGAUAAAAUACAUUGAUUUCUACACCUGUUGUGACAUGAAGCGAAUCGUGAUCUUCCUGAAGCAAAACUUGCUAUCGAUUUUAAAGCUAAUUCUUCUCGAAGGAAAGGUCAUUGUCUAUUCUACCAAAGCUUCCAAGGUGUCUACGUUCAUAAUGACUCUACUUUCGCUUUUGCCAGGAGCAGCGAACUUCAAUUCAGACGAGAACGAUGUAACACAUAAGGCGAUACUGCACUUCAAGGAGUAUGGGCUUCCAUUGAAAGUGUUUAACAAUAAGUGAUUGUUCCUGCCCCUUUCCACUCUUAAUGACCUUGACCAGCUAGAGGAAUGUAAAGGGUUUGUCGUCGGCUGUACUAACAGACUUCUUAUGCAGUACCCUAAGAUCAAGAGCGACUGCAUCGUGAAUCUUGAUGAUAAUGACAUUGAUUUUAAGCAAACUGAUCUCUCUAAAAUUUCAAAAUCCUUGACUUCUUAUGAGAAAACCUUUAUAAAUAGCCUAGUCAAGGAGCUAAAGCACGAUGCUUUCGAUAUGGAGCCUAAGCAGAUGACAUGAUGGGACCCUGCUGACCAAAGAGAAAUGCAGAUGAUCUUGUCUCCUGAUCGUAAUGACCUGAGGGCCAAUGAAGCCUUUUCUAAAUAUUUCAAGCAACUUCUGUGUAGACUCUCUUAUGCCCAGCAGUGCAUCAAGAAAUUUGAUCUGCCCAGUCCAGAGCCUGAACUGAUCUCUGAUGAAGAAGUGGAAAGACUAGAGGAAAAAUAAAAUCAAAGAACUCCUCGAAAACUUAGAAGCUGAGAAUGCUAAGCAUACAAAUGAAGAACCAGAGGAAUCUCUAGACACUGUAGAAACAUCUAAUGCUACUGUAGAGGCUGCUCCAGGGAUCCAGGAGGCUGGGCUCUCUUCAGAAUUAGAAAAGCCACCAAGUGAAACGGAACAAAACCCACCGAUGCAAAGUUUCCCAGCCCAAGUAUUCCUAAUGGAAGAAUCCAAGUCAUCUGAUCAAUCCUCUGACUCUCCUGUGGCUGAAUACCGAGCUGUUUUACAAUUGCUAAAAGAGUACAACCUAAAAUUUGUUUGCGAGUGGACCAAAACAUACAAUUUCCAUAAAUGGAAAAGCGAGAAGGACAGCUCCAGCUCCUUGCUCGACUCAGAUGAGAACCAAGGGGAGCUAUUAAAAGAGGUAUUAUCAAAAAGGCAGAAUAUCGGGUUGAAAUAGGCCGGCAUUACCUUGAUCACUAAGCAAACCUUAACUCUUGC
Moneuplotes crassus is the source of this 2030-nucleotide messenger RNA. The record is from the annotation of a GenBank genome assembly. NCBI's taxonomy places the organism in Eukaryota, Ciliophora, Spirotrichea, Euplotida, Euplotidae.